Messenger RNA from Penaeus indicus, 740 nucleotides. RefSeq lists its product as uncharacterized. The coding region runs from base 195 to 536 and encodes 113 amino acids. The record is from RefSeq and is a predicted model, not a curated record. The transcript has 4 exons. Lineage: Eukaryota; Metazoa; Arthropoda; Malacostraca; Decapoda; Penaeidae.
AGGUUUCUUUCUCAGUCACCUGCUCGACGCCCCAGGACCCGGGCACGCCACCAGCUGCUCCGCAAGAAGCGCUACCUAAGAAGCGGCAGUUAUACCAAACAUCUCUUUUGGCCGAGGCUGGAUUGUAGCGGUUUUUCGCUCGGCGAGAGAGUCUGAGAGAAAAGGUUGCCAGAAGUUGUCAGUAAGCAGACGUGAUGAACAAAGCUACCGUCGUCUUCGCUGUUAUCUGUGCGCUCCUCCAUGCAGGGGCGGCGCUACAGUGCUACUCUGGCGUCGGCGACACGAGCAACACCGCCAGCUGCUCGGGCUCCUGCUUGAAAACCGAAGCCGCUUACGAGGACGACUCGGGCGUGGCGAGGUCCUGCUCGCCCAUCCACUUCAAGGACGACUGCCACGAGCAGACGGCGCUGGUCACGGUCAAGAUAUGCUACUGCAACAGCGACUACUGCAACGCCGCGCCGCCCGCCGCCGCCGCCGCCUCCUGGCCGCUGGCCUUCGCGUCCCUGGCCCUGGCACUGCGCGCGGCUCUCCUCUAGGGAGGGCGCGGGCACACGCGCCGGCGGGGACGCAGACGCCGGCGGCACGAGCAGCCUCCUUCAUGAUUUAGGACGCUCUUGUUCAUCCACCGUGUUAGCUUCCCCGAAAGUAAUUUCCACUUCAGCUUACAUUAGUAUUUGUGUGGCUAUAUAAGAAUACAUAUACGUAUAUAUACACACACACACAUAUAUAUACAUAUAUAU